Cucumis melo (muskmelon) is the source of this 771-nucleotide messenger RNA. RefSeq names its product probable protein phosphatase 2C 55. The record is from RefSeq and is a predicted model, not a curated record. Lineage: Eukaryota; Viridiplantae; Streptophyta; Magnoliopsida; Cucurbitales; Cucurbitaceae. The transcript has a single exon. The coding region runs from base 1 to 771 and encodes 256 amino acids.
AUGGUGGCGGCCGCGGCUGCGAUUCUCGAAGUUGAGAUCGGCUCCUCUUACAUUCCCAAAGACAACCCUUCAAAACCCUUAGGAGAAGAUGCCCACUUCGUAAUCUCCGACAAAAAGACCGCCGGCGUGGCGGACGGCGUCGGCGGCUGGGCUUUAAAGGGCAUCGACGCCGGCGAGUACGCCAGAGACCUCAUGAGAAACUGCGUCGCCUCCGUAGUCGGCGCCGAGGGCGUCGUGGAUCCAAAACGAGUACUGACGGAGGCUCAUUCCCGGACCACCGCCGUCGGAUCGUCGACGGCGUGUCUAAUCUCCUUCGACGGGUGGUAUUUACGGGCGGCGAAUCUCGGCGACAGUGGGUUCAUGAUUUUCAGAGAAGGGAAGUUGGUUUACCGGUCGCCGAUGCAGCGGCGUGGGUUUAACUGUCCGUACCAGAUGGGAAAGGGGGAGCAGUUCGAUGAGCCGAUAGCGGCGUGGAGUGGGAAGAUUCCGAUGGCGGCUGGAGAUAUAAUCGUCGUGGGAACGGACGGGUUAUGGGAUAACGUAUUUGGAAGAGAGAUUGUGGAGGUGUUGGCGGCGGAGGUGGCGGAGACGGCGGCGGAAUUGGCGAAAAUGAUGGCGGAGCUGGCGUGGUAUAAUUCAUUGGAUUUGGUUAAAGAUGGGCCGUUUGCGGUGGAGGCUCGGAAAGCUGGGCGGAGCCACCGUGGAGGGAAAAUUGAUGAUAUUACUGUGGUUGUUGCAAAAGUCACUGGGUCUUCUUCUUCACCUGGCUGA